GUUUAUCAGGGCCCACGCGAGAACGUUCUAGAAUUCUUCGAGAACAUGGGGUUCAAAUGCCCCGAAAGAAAAGGAGUCGCCGAUUUUCUCCAAGAAGUCACCUCAAAGAGGGACCAAGAGCAAUAUUGGUGCAAGACUAAUCAAAAUUACCGUUAUAUCCCCGUCUCUCAAUUCGCGCAGGCGUUCAAUUCUUUCCACAUUGGUCAAAAUUUCGUGGACGAGCUUAGAGUACCGUACGAUAAAUCGAGAGCUCACCCCGCGGCUUUAGUGAAGGAGAAAUACGGGAUUUCGAAUUGGGAGCUUUUCCGAGCUUGCUUUGAUAGAGAAUGGCUAUUGAUGAAACGGAGCUCGUUUAUUUAUAUUUUCAAGACCACGCAAAUUACGAUAAUGGCCACUAUUGCUCUAACUGUUUUUCUCAGGACGGAGAUGAAAUCGGGUCAAAUAGUCGACGCUUCGAAGUUUUGGGGAGCUUUGUUCUUUAGUCUCAUUAACGUUAUGUUUAACGGCAUGCAAGAAUUGGCGAUGACGGUUUUUCGGUUGCCCGUUUUCUUCAAACAGAGGGAUAGUUUGUUUUAUCCCGCUUGGGCUUUUGCUCUUCCGAUUUGGGUUCUUCGUAUUCCGAUUUCGGUACUGGAAUCGGGAUUGUGGAUUGUGCUUACUUAUUACACCAUUGGUUUUGCACCUUCUCCUGUCAGGUUCUUCAAGCAAUUCUUGGCAUUUAUUGGGGUGCAUCAAAUGGCUUUGUCUUUGUUCCGUUUUAUCGCAGCUGCCGGAAGAACCCAAGUUGUUGCUAAUACGCUGGGAUCUUUCGCUUUGUUGCUUGUUUUCGUUUUGGGAGGCUUUGUUGUCGCAAAAGAUGAUAUUCAAGAUUGGAUGAUAUGGGGGUACUAUGUUUCUCCUAUGAUGUACGGACAAAAUGCUAUCGCGAUAAACGAGUUUCUUGAUGAUAGAUGGAGUGCACCUACAAAUGGAUCAGAGCCAACAGUUGGAAAGACACUACUUAAGGACAGAGGUUUAUUCACAACAGAAUCUUGGUACUGGAUUUGCAUUAUGGCUCUUUUCGGAUUCUCUCUUCUUUUCAACGUCCUCUUUAUCGGAGCAUUGACAUACUUAAAUCAUUCAGCUCUCGGUGAUAAUAAAGCUAUCAUAAGUGAUGAAAGUGAUGAAAGCAAGAAGAAGAGACAAAUUACAUCAAAUGCUCGAGGUGUUCAAAUGUCUGAGAUGAAUGCAACUGCAACUGCAAGUGAGCCCAAAAGGGGGAUGGUUUUGCCAUUUCAACCCCUCUCUCUAGCCUUCAACCAUGUCAAUUACUACGUCGAUAUGCCAGCUGAAAUGAAGACGCAAGGGGUAAACGACGAGAGGCUCCAGCUGCUCCGGGACGCCAGCGGAGCAUUCCGGCCAGGUGUUCUGACAGCGUUGGUCGGCGUGAGUGGCGCCGGAAAGACAACCUUAAUGGACGUUCUCGCCGGCCGGAAAACCGGCGGCUACACAGAAGGAACAAUCACCGUUUCGGGAUAUCCCAAAAACCAAGCAACCUUCGCACGUGUCAGCGGAUACUGCGAACAGAACGAUAUCCAUUCGCCUUACGUCACCAUUUACGAAUCUCUCCUCUACUCUGCUUGGCUCCGUCUCGCCGCUGACGUCAAUACUGAAACCAGAAAGAUGUUUGUUGAGGAGGUGAUGGAGUUGGUUGAACUUAACCCGAUAAGGAACGCGCUCGUAGGGCUUCCAGGUGUCGACGGGCUUUCGACGGAGCAGAGGAAACGGCUCACGAUAGCGGUUGAGUUAGUUUCGAACCCUUCGAUAAUAUUUAUGGACGAGCCCACUUCGGGCCUCGAUGCAAGAGCCGCUGCUAUCGUUAUGAGAACCGUUAGAAACACGGUCGACACCGGUCGUACAGUCGUGUGUACCAUUCAUCAACCUAGUAUCGAUAUUUUCGAAGCUUUCGAUGAGCUGCUGUUAAUGAAGAGAGGAGGACAAGUAAUCUACGCUGGACCACUCGGUCGGCAAUCGCACAAACUUGUCGAAUAUUUUGAGGCUGUUCCAGGGGUAGCCAAGAUUAAAGAAGGAUAUAAUCCAGCUACUUGGAUGUUGGAUGUCACCUCCUCCGCUGCUGAAGGUCAACUCGAUGUUGACUUUGCCGAAGUUUAUGCCAACUCUGCCCUUUAUCGGAGGAAUCAAGAACUGAUAAAAGAACUGAGCAAUCCGCCACCUGGAUCAUCGGAUUUAUAUUUUCCGACACAAUAUUCGCAAUCUUUUUUAACUCAGUGCAAAGCUUGCUUUUGGAAGCAGCAUUGGUCAUACUGGAGAAACUCGCAGUACAAUGCUAUUCGUUUCUUCACGACGGUGGUUAUAGGCGUUAUGUUUGGCGUUAUCUUUUGGCAAAAGGGAGAUCAAAUACACAGGCAACAAGACUUGCUUAAUCUAUUGGGAGCAACGUAUUCUGCUGUUCUUUUCUUGGGAGCAUCAAAUGCUUCGGCAGUUCAAUCAGUUGUCGCAGUCGAAAGAACCGUCUUUUACCGUGAAAGAGCCGCUGGAAUGUACUCGGAGUUGCCUUACGCAUUUGCACAGGUGGCGAUCGAGACAAUCUAUGUCGCGAUUCAGACAUUAGUGUACUCGUUACUUCUCUACUCGAUGAUUGGAUAUCAAUGGACCGGAGAAAAAUUCUUCUAUUUCUACUACUUUAUAUUUAUGUGCUUCACUUAUUUCUCGAUGUACGGUAUGAUGGUUGUGGCUUUAACUCCCGGAUAUCAAAUUGCCGCCAUUGUUAUGUCCUUUUUUCUCAGCUUCUGGAACUUGUUCUCCGGUUUCCUCAUCCCACGUCCCCUAAUACCGAUAUGGUGGAGGUGGUACUACUGGGCUUCGCCGGUUGCAUGGACAAUAUACGGGAUUUUCACGUCGCAAAUAGGGGAUCAAACGGGAGAUCUUGAGCUAACGGGAAAUAUCGCAACGAUGAAAGUGAAUCAGUUUCUUAAAGAGGAAUUAGGGUACGAUCACGAUUUUCUUAUCCCGGUGGUGUUUGCGCAUGUCGGAUGGGUGUUGCUCUUCUUCCUCGUUUUCGCGUACGGGAUAAAGUUCCUCAACUUUCAAAGAAGAUGAUUGUGAGAAAUUAAUUUUGAGGUUUUCGUUUGGGAAAUGUUGUUCCAUAAUUAUUUAUUUUAAUUUGGUUUUGAACUUUGUUUUGAAGUUUAUU
Messenger RNA from Erythranthe guttata (spotted monkey flower), 3193 nucleotides. The record is from RefSeq and is a predicted model, not a curated record. NCBI's taxonomy places the organism in Eukaryota, Viridiplantae, Streptophyta, Magnoliopsida, Lamiales, Phrymaceae.